UCCACCACCAUCCAGAACGACCCUGAGAAUGAGGGUCAGGGGGCCCCGAACCCUUCUUCUGCUGCUCUCGGGGACCCUGACCCUGACCAAGACCUGGGCGGGCUCCCACUCCCUGAGGUAUUUCUACACCGCCGUGUCCCGGCCCGGCCGCGGGAAGCCCCGCUUCAUCGCCGUCGGCUACGUGGACGACACGCAGUUCCAGCGGUUCGACAGCGACGCCGCGAGUCCGAGGGCGGAGCCGCGGGCGCCCUGGAUGGAGCAGGAGGGGCCGGAGUAUUGGGAAGAAGAGACGCGGACCUACAAGGACAUUGCACACAAUUUCCGAGUGGAACUUAACGUUUUGCCUGACUACUACAACCUUAGCAAGGCCGGGUCUCACACCUUCCAGUGGAUGCAUGGUUGCUACGUGGACUCAGACGGGCGCCUCCUCCGUGGAUACAGUCAGUUCGCCUAUGACGGUGAUGACUACCUCACCCUGAACAAGGACCUGCACUCCUGGACCGUGGCAGACAUAGCAGCUCAGAUCACCCUGCACAAGUGGGAGGCAAGUGGUGUUUUGGAGCGCCACAAGGCCUACGUGAAGGACAAGUGUGUGAAGUGGCUCCUCAGACACCUGCAGAACGGGAAGGAGAUGCUGCAGCGCAUAGAGCCCCCAAAAACACAUGUGACCUGCCACCCCAUCUCUAACCAUGAGGUCACCCUGAGGUGCUGGGCCCUGGGCUUCUACCCUGCGGAGAUCACCCUGACCUGGCAGCGUGACGGGGAGGACGUGACCCAGGCCACGGAGUUUGUGGAGACCAGGCCUGCAGGGGAUGGGACCUUCCAGAAGUGGGAGGCUGUGAUGGUGCCUUCUGGAGAGAAGCAGAGAUACAUGUGCCGUGUGCAGCAUGAGGGGCUGCCCGAGCCCGUCAUCCUGAGAUGGGAGGUGCCUCUUGAGUCCACUAUCUCCACUGUUGGCAUCGUUGUCCUGGCUGUCUUGGUAGUUGUGGUCAUUGGAGUUUUGGUGGCUGGAGGAAGAAGUGCUCAGUGUGAGACAGCGGCCUGUGGGGGACUGAGUGACAAGAUUUGUUCACGUCUCAACCCCCAUUGUGACUUCAAGAACAUCUUUCUUCAAAGGGAAUCAGAAUGUGUCUGCAUUCGUAUUGGCAUACUGUGAUGAGGUGGGGAGACUGGUCUCCCCCACAAUCCCCUGACCUGUGUUCUCUUCCCUGAUUGACUGUUCCAGCAGAGAUGGGGCUGGGUCGUCUCCACCAAUGUCUUUACUUCAUGCUCCACUGAGCUGCAGUUUCUUAGUACCUUAUGGAAAAUAAGAAUGUGGAUAUGAAUUUGUUUUUUCAAAUUCUUGCCAUGAGGGAUUGACGGGUUAAUUAAAGGAGAAGAUUCCUAAAAUUUGGGAGAGAAAAUAAAUGGAAGCACUGAGAACCUUCCAGAAUCUGCAUGUUUGCUGUGCUGAGUCUGUUGCAGGUGGGGACAGGAGAAGCCUCUGAGGAGCUGAGCAUGGACAGGGCCUGUGACCACUCAGUGCUCAGUGCAUCGUGGGCUGUGAUGUGGUCACUCCUCAGCUGGGGCAUCUCUCUGCUCCUUUGCCCUUGUCCAUUCAGUAGAAACUUGUCCCACCAGGACCUGUGAUCACAAGGAUUUGGACAUCACCUGUGCCUUGUCACGUCUCCACGACCAUGGACAGCAAUGGCUUCAUGUGACUGAGUCAGCCUAGGCUCAGGCCUGGGUCCAGCCCUCAGUGCCUCUUUUGGGUGUUUACUUGUUGUUUCUUUGUUUCUGUAGAGGAUUAGGCCUGUUCUUGUUCUUGUGUAUGAGUUCUGGUCUCAUUCUCUUCUUGGUGUCCCUGUCUCAGCAGCAGGAGUUGUUUGGCCUGUCAUUGUCCCCGUAAGGCCAGGCAGCCCUGCACACAGAUGUCUGUGGUGUCCAAAGAUGAAUUUUCAGAAUCGUCCAGCUCUGUCCUCCUUUGAGGGCUUGAUUGUCAUUUUCACCUUUUCCAAACGUUCUCAAAGGAGAGAGAUUCUGGAAUUAGCAGAGAGGAGGGAUCCCAUAGUUUCUCAUCCUAAAUAAGUUCCUGUUGGGGUUCUUCUGCUCUGCAGUCUGCCUCCUGGCCCUUAACUCUAGUCAUCCUAGUACUGGCUCCAAUCUAAACUCACAAUUUAUAAAGCAGAGUCUACUUUAGAUAUAUACUUGCUUGGAAAAUAAAACCCGUAAGUCAAGAAU
Messenger RNA from Equus quagga, 2220 nucleotides. RefSeq names its product saoe class I histocompatibility antigen, A alpha chain-like. The record is from RefSeq and is a predicted model, not a curated record. Lineage: Eukaryota; Metazoa; Chordata; Mammalia; Perissodactyla; Equidae. The transcript has 6 exons. Bases 29 to 1156 code for a protein of 375 amino acids. Gene Ontology annotation, biological process: antigen processing and presentation of endogenous peptide antigen via MHC class I via ER pathway, TAP-independent; immune response; positive regulation of T cell mediated cytotoxicity. Gene Ontology annotation, cellular component: external side of plasma membrane. Gene Ontology annotation, molecular function: signaling receptor binding; peptide antigen binding.